Molecule: messenger RNA, 2153 nt
Organism: Botrytis cinerea B05.10
Lineage: Eukaryota; Fungi; Ascomycota; Leotiomycetes; Helotiales; Sclerotiniaceae
Gene: Bcubp6
Product: Bcubp6
Exons: 1
Coding region: 183-2057 (624 amino acids)
Biological process (GO): regulation of proteasomal protein catabolic process; proteasome-mediated ubiquitin-dependent protein catabolic process; protein deubiquitination
Molecular function (GO): protein binding; cysteine-type deubiquitinase activity; proteasome binding
Source: RefSeq, a predicted model, not a curated record
GAUAUCAAAUCAGGCCAUCAUUAUUUUGAAUUCAAAUUUGCAUAAACGCAGUUCUGACCUUCUAUUUUGUUAUAUCUGCAAUUCAUCAAUCUCCAAGUAUCAUAACGGAGCCCUGACCGGCACAAACUAUACCAAGACAUUAAGUGUUUUAAAUCACACACUUGAGUUGGUGAUUGGGUUACAUGGUGGAGUCAGGCAUCCCACAAAGCUACGUAAGGCGCGCUAAGAGAACCGUCCCGUUUGCUAGGUAUUUAUCUACAAGUCUACCUCCCGCCUGCCUACCUGUCUGUCUUCCUAUUGCCUCAAUAACCUUCACACAACGUGAGCUUCCCACCAUCAUGUCGAAUAUACCGAUCAUUAUCAAGCAUCAGGGCAAGAAAUAUGAUAUCGAGCUCGAUCCUUCGUCCAACGGCGAAACACUAAAAUAUCAGCUCUAUUCUCUCACUGGUGUUGAGCCAGAACGACAAAAGAUCUUGGUUAAAGGCGGGCAACUUAAAGAUGACACCGACCUUUCGAAGAUUGGCGCCAAGCCAGGACAGACAUUUUUGAUGAUGGGAACACCUGCAGAGGGAGGAACACUUUCUAAGCCGAAGGAGCCAAUAAAGUUCGUUGAAGAUAUGACCGAAGCAGAGGCUGCACAACAAGUUGGCGCAACACCAGCUGGAUUACAAAAUUUGGGAAAUACAUGUUAUCUUAACUCAACAUUACAAACUCUCAGAGCCAUUCCAGAGUUGCAAGACAGUCUGCAAAAGUUCACACCAACUGAAUCUGGUUCCAACAACAUGCUCAAUGCAUUCCAACUCAGUCGACCCCAGUCACUUGACCUGACAGCUGCGAUGCGAGAUUUAUACACGCAGAUGUCAGAAACACAAGAGGCGUUUCCGCCACUCAUUUACCUCAACGCUCUACGACAAGCUUUCCCACAAUUUCAAGAAAAGGCGAAGAAUGGCCACGGUUAUGCACAGCAAGAUGCUGAAGAAGCUUGGACGCAAAUUCUCCAGGUACUGCGAUCAAGCUUGAAGAUUGGUGAAGGUGGAAACACUGAAGGGUCUUCAUCUACACCUGUCUCUUUUGUUGACAAAUAUAUGGCGGGGGCAUUCCAGUCCAUCACAGAGUGUGAUGAGCAAGGUGCGAAGGAUGCAGGCGAACAACCAAUCAAGGGGAGUGAUGUUUUCUUGAAGCUGGAUUGCCAUAUCACUGGUGCAACCAACCAUCUUCGAGAUGGACUAGUCGCAGGAUUGGAGGAAAAGAUUGAAAAGAGAUCUGAGGUCCUUGGUCGCGAUGCCAUUUACACCAAAAAAUCCAAAAUCUCACGUCUUCCCAAGUACCUUACUGUCCAUUUCGUUAGAUUCUUCUGGAAACGCGAGGCUCAAAAGAAAGCAAAGAUUAUGCGCAAGGUUACAUUCCCUCAUGAACUGGACGUUGUAGAAUUCUGUACAGAUGAGCUCAAGCAAAUGUUGAUCCCAGUCAGGGAUAAGGUUCGUGAAGUAAGAAAGGAAGAGGAAGAUGUCGAACGCGCUCGCAAGCGUCAAAAGCGUAUCCACGAUAAAGAAGAGGCCGACAAAAAAGCUGGCCUUGUCGAUGAAGCACCAUCUUCCUCAAAGAAAGAUGACAAGAAGGAGUCUAAGUCUAAAGACGGCGAUACCGAAAUGGAGGAUGUUGUUUAUAAGACUGACGCGGAGAUUGACGCGGAAAAAGCAGCUUCAAUUUUGGAGGCAAAGAAGGAGUUGAAUGCACUAAUCGACCCAGAGCUUGCUAAGGAUGAUGGAGCUAACAAGUCUGGUCUUUACGAACUCCGUGGUAUUGUUACCCAUCAAGGUUCUAGUGCGGAUAGUGGUCAUUACACUUCAUAUGUGAAGAAGCAAGGACCACUUGACCGUAAGACUGGUGUGCGUGGCGAGGAAGAUGGAAAAUGGUGGUGGUUCAACGAUGACAAGGUUUCAGAGGUCGAUGCUGAGAAGAUUGCUACUCUUGCUGGUGGUGGAGAAUCUCACUCUGCACUCAUCUUGCUCUACAAGGCUAUCCCAUUACCUACUGCUGAAGGUAUCAACCAAUAAAUCCGGGAAUUCUCAGUUGUAAUUCAAAAGCAAAUAGCAUACAUUAUAAUUACAUAGUUGAUACAAUGAGAGUAAUCACACAAUAAGAGUAUUCCA